GCCGAUCUGUUCCCCGCCGAAUGUGCUAUUAAAAUUCAACAAGAGGCAACCUCCGUGAGAGGUUACAUUAUUGGCGGGGGCGCGCGCGCACGCACGCACGUGCGCGCUCGCGCAGCUGGCGUGCACGAGUUCAAUGGACGGCAGAAAAAGGGGGAAGCCGCACCGAGGUCCGAGUUUAUUCUUUUUUUUGGGGUGUUCGUUUAAAAGAACUUUGAGACUGAGUGUAAAAGGAGAAGUAAAUAGAUCGAAAUCGAAGAGAGGAGGAGGAGGAGGAGGAGGAAGAGGAGGAAGAGGACGGGGGGGGGGGGUAGCAGAAGCAGAAGCAAGUCCCGGUAAAAGCGGUGGAGCCGGGAUCCAAAAGGGGGAGCGAUGCCAUCUCCCGCAGAGUGGAGCCCAGUCCUCCUGCGUCGCGUGUCGGAGCUGCAGCAUGGCGCCCCUCUCCGGACCCUGGACCCCCGGGAGACCCCCGCGCCCCCUCCCUCUCCCGCCGCUGCCGCUUCUGCUGCUGCUUCUGCUCCCGGCGUCGCCGGAGCCGUGCCCGCUGCCGCUGCCGCCGCCGUCGUGCCGCGUCCUCGCCCGGAUCGGACACACCGUGCGCCUGGGCGCCCUGCUGCCCGCCCGCCAGCCGGCCCGGAUCCAGAACGCGCUCAACCGCGCCCUAGCUAGUCUCCGCCACCAGAGCGCCACCGCGUCGGACUCGUCCGGCGGCGGCGGCACCGCCACCUCCACCGCCCCCGGCGGGGCGAAACCGCCUCGGAGCCUCCCGCUGCUGCCCUACAACCUCAGCCUGGAGGUGGUGGCUCGGUCCCCGGCCGGAUGGGACCCGGCGUCGCUGUCCCGGUGCGCCUGCCACGAGCUGGUGGUGCGCGGGGUGUCCGCCGUGCUCGCCUUUCCGCGUUCCACCGAGGAGCUGGUCCAGGUGGAGUUCCUCUCCUCUUUCCUGGAGACCCCCUUCGUGUCCAUCUUGGAGGACACUGAGCCCCUCGUCACCGAGAACGCGUUCCACCUGCAGAUGUCGGCCCGCGUGCCUCCGUCCUCCCUGGGCGGCUUGCUUCUGGCGGUCCUGCGGGGCGGCGACGGGGACCGGGGCGGCGCAGAGGAAGGCGGGCGGGGCGGCGCCGCCGUGGUCUGCCCCGGCUGGGAGGAGGGCAGCGACGGGCUGCUGUCCCACCUGCGGAGCCGCGGCGGGGCCGCCUGGCACCUGCGGGACGUGGUCAAUCUGACCCAGGUCUCGGGGGCCGGCGGACGUGGGGAAGCCGGCGAGGACCAGCGGGAGAAAGAGGUCCUGAGGAUCCUCUCCGCGCGCUUACUGCGGGCCGCCUCGCCCGUCUCCAGCGUCCUGGUGCUGGGCUCGGACCCGGAGUGUCUCUCCUCGGUGCUGCGGGCGGCCCAGGGGCUCGCCCCCUCGCUCCCGGCCCUGCUUUGGAUCAUGGGGUAUCCCCUGUCACCGGACUCCCUGCACACUUUGGGGGGUCCUCUCGGCCUGCUGGCCUACGGGGAGGUCGGGCGCAAGCCCGUCAGCUUCUACAUCCGCGACGCGCUGCAGCUGAUUGGCCGAGCCGUCACCGCGGCAGCCGUGGCCAGGCCCGACUUGGCGCUGAUCCAGAACGUGUUGAACUGUUACGACAAAGCGACGCGACGGGAACCGGCUUCGUCGGGACAAUACCUGUCCAGGUUUUUCCCCAACACCUCCUUUACCGGGGCCACGGGCUUGAUCCAGGUGGACGCCGGCCUCUCCAGAGUACUUUCCUCACAGCUCUUCCACGUUUGGAGCCUCAAGAGGGGCGCCCUCGGCCAGCCAGCCUGGGUCACCGUGGGCCAGUGGUCCCGAGGCAGGCUGGAGUUGGAGGGCGGCGUCCAUGGGUUGGUUGGAGGCUUUGGCAGCAGUCAGGGUCAAGGUCUCGGCGCCGGGGUGAGGGGAGGCGACGGGCAAGGGGAUUUUCACGCCGGGGGACGCUGGAGACCCGGGCUUUCCGUGGAGGGGCACCGUCUGCGGGUAGUGACGCUGGUGGAGCACCCGUUUGUGUUUACUCGCGAGGUGGACGAGGACGGGAUGUGUCCGGCCGGACAGCUCUGCCUGGACCCCAGGAACAACAGGUCGGACGUGAUACAAGGACUCUUCAACCAGCUGCAUAACCCCAAUGCGUCAGUGGCGGACUGGGACGGCGUCAGCCUUCCGGACGACCUGCGCAAGUGCUGCUACGGGUACUGCAUCGACCUGCUGGAGAAGCUGGCCGAGGACAUGGGCUUCACCUUCGACCUCUACAUCGUCGGGGACGGGAAGUACGGGGCGAUGAGCGGCGGCGGGCGCUGGACCGGCCUGGUCGGCGACCUGAGGAACGGCGUGGCGGACAUGGCGGUCACUUCCUUUUCCAUCAACUCGGCCAGGAGCAGGGUCAUUGACUUCACGUCGCCGUUCUACUCCACCAGCCUGGGCAUCCUGGUUCGCAGUCGGGACACCGCCGCCCCCAUCGGCGCCUUCAUGUGGCCCCUGCACUGGUCCAUGUGGGUGGGCAUCUUCGUCACGCUCCACCUCACCGCGCUCUUCCUCACCCUGUACGAGUGGAACAGCCCCUUCGGCAUGACCCCCCACGGGCGCAACCGGGUGCGCGUCUUCUCCUAUUCCUCCGCGCUCAACCUCUGCUACGCCAUCCUGUUCGGCCGCACUGUGGCCACCAAGACCCCCAAAUGCUGGACUGGCCGCUUCCUGAUGAACCUGUGGGCCAUCUUCUGCCUCCUGGUCCUGUCCAGCUACACGGCAAACCUGGCCGCCGUCAUGGUCGGCGAAAAAACCUUCGAGCAGGUGUCGGGAAUCCACGACGAAAAGCUGCACCACCCCUCGCUGGGCUUCCGAUUCGGGACGGUGCGGGAGAGUAGCGCCGAGGACUACAUGAAGAAGAGCUUCCCCGAGAUGCACGACUACAUGCGACGCUUCAACCAGCCCACCACCCCCGACGGCGUGCAAAUGCUCAAGACGGAGCCUCAGACUCUGGACGCCUUCAUCAUGGACAAAGCGCUGCUGGAUUUCGAGGUGUCCAUCGACGCCGACUGCAAACUUCUCACCGUGGGGAAGCCGUUCGCCAUCGAAGGUUACGGCAUCGGCCUGCCGCAGGGCUCGCCCCUGACCCGCAACGUGUCCGAGUUCGUGAGCCGCUACAAGUCGGACGGCUUCAUGGACAUGCUGCAUGACAAAUGGUACAAGGUGGUGCCCUGCGGGAAGCGCGUCUUCGCCGUGACCGAAACGCUCCAGAUGGGCAUCCAGCACUUCUCGGGCCUGUUCGUCCUGCUGUGCAUGGGGGUGGGUGGUGCCUUGCUGACCUUGGCGGGCGAGCACACCUUCUACCACCUGGUCAUCCCCCGCCUCCGCCGCAGACACACGUUGCAGUACUGGCUGCACACCAGCCAGAAAAUCCACCGAGCUCUCCACACGGCGUACGAGGACGAAGGCAAAGAGCUGACGGGCCUUGAGCAAAACGCCUCCUCUUGUAUCUCCGAGAACUGCAGCCUGCACAGGAAGCAGCAUCAGAAGCCUCCCCCGGCGUCUCCCGCCAAAUCCCUCCCCGCCUCCAGCUCGGCGGCGGACGGCGGCAGCUCGUCUUCGCCGUCCCACGAGCCCAAGGAGAAGCGGGUGCACUUUGACCUGGACACCCUCCACAGCUACCGGCUGCGUACCCACACCGCCUCGGUGCGCGGACGGCCCGGCAUGGUAGGCCGUCCCGGCCUGGGCCUCGGCGGGUUGGGUUUGCCCGGCCUGGGGAGUUUGGGGCUCCAAGCCAACGGGGGUCCGGUCUCGGCGCUGGCGUCCUCGGGUUUGGUACUCUCCCCUCUGGCGGGAAGGGACGGCCAGACCAGCGUAUGGGAAGGGGAACUCCGGGAGCUGCAGGAGAAGAUCGAGAUUUUCCGGAACCAGCUCCGCGAAGCCCUGGCCAGGAGGGCGGAGAUCCAGACCAGCUUGGAGAGGGAGCGCAGCGGGACGGCGCGCCGGGAUACCAGCCUGGACAGGGACCGUGACCGCUCGCGGGUCCAGACCAUCAGCACAGACAAGAGUAGCGGGGCUCAGCCCGAAACGCUCAACAACCAGCCUCACCCGGUCGCUCCCGGGAACCUCACGCCCACAAGGAGCAGCCAGUCGAACGCAAUCAACAGUCUGGACCGAGGGCGGGUCGCCCUCUUACGCUCCGUUCUGACGCAGGCGGAGGACCGGACCGGCCAGUCGCGCGGCGCCUCUUCCGCCAGCUUGGACCGGAGUCGACUCGGCCAGCCCGGCGCCGUCCCGUCGGCUCAGGACACUUUGAGCCUGGACCGGCAGAAGGCGAGCCCGGCGCCCGUUCUUAGCACUUUGGAGAGGACGAGAGCCGGCCAAUCAGACGCAGGGGGUGGGGACUGAUUUAACUUCCUCUCUGGGGUGCAAUAGUGCAUAGCCGUGGGAAGACAUUAUUGAUUAUUACACAGUCAUUUCUACAUUUUAGUGUCAAUAUCUACUGUAGUACAGCCAUUUUUUUUUUUCAGCAAUAAUAAUUAUGAGCUGAAUACAAGAGAAUAUAUAUAGUUUUGAGUAGACCCAGUGCAGCGGAGAAAUAUGUAAUUUUGCCCAGCCCAAAUCCGUAAAGAAAAUUAUAUUUUUACGUAAAUGCUAAAAAAAAAAUAAACCCAAAGAAAAAAUAUUUUUUCCAUUAUUCUUUAAAUAAUGCCAACUUUAUUCUGAAUACUUGAUAUAAUAAUUCUUAUAAUAUUGAUUUUGGCCCAUGCCCCCUGAACACCACUCACGUCGGAAUUUGCUCUGUUAUCGUCUCGGAAAAUACAAUACGAAAAUGAAAUGUAUUCUUUUAUUGAUUGGCGGCAACGGUGGAGCGGGUGGUGAAAGCGUUGGCCUCGCAGUUCUGAGGUCUCGGGUUCAAUCCCGGACCUUCCCUUUGUGGAGUUUCCAUGUUCUCCCCGUGCCGGCGUGGGUUUUCUCCGGGCUUCCAAAAACACGCAACAUUAAUUGCCCCAAGGUGUGAUUGUGAGUGCGGGCGUUUGUCUCCGUGUGCCCUGCGAUUGGCUGGCGACCAGUUCAGGGUGUGCCCCACCUCCUGCCCGUUGACAGCUGGCAUAGGCUCCAGCAUCCUUGUGAGGAUAAGCAGCAAAGAAAAUGGAUGAACGGAUGGAUUUUAUUUAUUGUCAGGCUGUCAAACAUCACACUGGAUUGCCAUUCAGUUCUGCACUCAACCACUAGACGGCGCCCUUGCCAUUCUUCCCACGGCUAUGGACGCUGAGGACAUUUAUCAAGUAAUCUAUUUUUAAAGAAGAACAAAAAAAGAGAGAGAGAGAAAGAUCUUGAAGACCUUUGUGGAUUUCUUGGAGCACUGGGUACAUUUUCAGCUGAUCAUGUGUAACACCGCUGCAGUUAUUACUACUUUAUUACCAUAUUUGGACCCGAGGACGUCACUCGAAGGCUUUUAAAGAUUUAAAACUCAAAAAUUGAGCUCGGAGCUCUCCAGAAAGAGAACACAGUUUACAUCCAGCAACGCGCGGUAGUAAAAUGUUGACGCCAAAUACUUUUCACCAUCUAAUUACAAACACGUUGUAACCACAGUU
Syngnathoides biaculeatus (alligator pipefish) is the source of this 5577-nucleotide messenger RNA. RefSeq names its product glutamate receptor, ionotropic, N-methyl-D-aspartate 3Ba (gene grin3ba). Bases 134 to 4387 code for a protein of 1417 amino acids. Gene Ontology annotation, cellular component: postsynaptic membrane; plasma membrane. The record is from RefSeq and is a predicted model, not a curated record. Gene Ontology annotation, biological process: modulation of chemical synaptic transmission; ionotropic glutamate receptor signaling pathway; monoatomic ion transport. The transcript is spliced from 12 exons. NCBI's taxonomy places the organism in Eukaryota, Metazoa, Chordata, Actinopteri, Syngnathiformes, Syngnathidae. Gene Ontology annotation, molecular function: transmitter-gated monoatomic ion channel activity involved in regulation of postsynaptic membrane potential; NMDA glutamate receptor activity.